Solea solea (common sole) is the source of this 1806-nucleotide messenger RNA. Its product is annotated as serine protease HTRA3-like. Lineage: Eukaryota; Metazoa; Chordata; Actinopteri; Pleuronectiformes; Soleidae. The transcript is spliced from 10 exons. Gene Ontology annotation, biological process: proteolysis. Bases 67 to 1557 code for a protein of 496 amino acids. Gene Ontology annotation, molecular function: protein binding; serine-type endopeptidase activity. The record is from RefSeq and is a predicted model, not a curated record. Gene Ontology annotation, cellular component: extracellular region.
ACAAUUUAAUAUGAUCAUUUAAAGUUAAGGUCACUUUUAUUCGCUUCUUAAUCACUAUUUAGAAACAUGCAGUUACUUUUGGUCGCAUUGGCGUUCGUCUUUACGCACGACCUCACCGGAGCCGCGCGCUCUGACAGUAAGUGCGCCGCCCAGUGCGACGCGAGCUUGUGCCCGAGCCCCCGCUGCCCCGGCGGGUACAUACCGGACCGAUGCAACUGCUGCCUGGUGUGUUCCCCGCGAGAGGGAGAUCCAUGCGGCCGCAAGACCGACCCAUCCUGCGGGGACGGCAUGGAGUGCAAGCUCCUCGCUGCGGGGAAGCGGCGGGGAUCCAGAGGAAUCUGCCGCUGCAAGAUGGAUCACCAAGUGUGCGGGAGCGACGGGAGGACGUACGGUAACGUGUGCAAGAUGAGAGCGGCCAACCGAAAAGCUCUGCAGAAGGGGAGAGACCAAAUAAGACAAGCGCACAAAGGAGCCUGCACAGGUGUACGCGCAGUUGGCUCGUCAUGUCAGCACAGGUUCUUCCUUGGUCCAUCCCAACAGCAGCGCUCGCUACAAGUUCAACUUCAUUGCAGACGUCGUGGAGAAAAUCGCCCCGGCCGUUGUUCACAUCGAGUUGUUCAUCAGGUACACCCUCUGUUUGGUCGCCACAUGCACCUCUCCAGUGGCUCUGGCUUUAUUGUGACCCACUCAGGUGUGAUUGUGACCAACGCUCACGUGGUCACCACGGCUGCCGCGGUGACCGGGAGGCCCCAGCUGCGCGUGCAACUCCACGACGGUGACGCGUACGAGGCCGCGGUCAGAGACGUGGACAGGAAGGCAGACAUUGCCACAAUCAAGGUCAAUUCGCAGAAGAAGCUUCCCGUGCUCUCUCUGGGCCGCUCCGCUGACCUGAGGCCGGGCGAGUUUGUGGUCGCCAUCGGCAGCCCCUUCGCUCUGCAGAACACCGUCACCACCGGCAUUGUCAGCACCGCGCAGAGAGAUGGCAAAGAGCUGGGCAUCAAAGACUCAGACAUAGACUACAUCCAGACUGAUGCUAUUAUUAAUUACGGCAACUCUGGAGGACCUCUCAUCAACCUGGAUGGGGAGGUGAUAGGCAUCAACACUCUGAAAGUGACGGCAGGAAUCUCCUUUGCUAUUCCCUCAGACAGGAUCAGUCGCUUCCUCACAGAGUCGCAGAUCAAACACAGCAAAGAAAAGACGAGGCAGCAGAGACGACUCACAGAGGAGCCUCAGUCUGAUGCAGACGUGAAGAGACGUUUUUUAGGCAUCAGGAUGCUCACAAUCACCAAAGAUCUUAUAGCACAGUUACAGCAUCACAAACCAGACUUUCCUGACGUCAGCAGAGGAGUGUUGGUGCAACAGGUCAUACCCAACACUGCAGCAGAACAGGGAGGGAUCAAAGAAGGCGAUGUUAUAGUGAAGCUGAAUGGACAGCCGGUGGACACCACUGAAGACAUUCAUGAAGUGUUGCAAGGUGACCAGCCUCUCCUGCUGGAGAUUCACCGAGGCAACGAUGACCUGUUGUUCCACAUCCAGCCACAGGUUAUUCUGGAUUGACCGAGACGACUGUUCUUUGUUCUACUUUUGAACAAAUGUUGAGCAACACAGUGUCAUCGCAUACAUUUAAAUGCAUUUGGUCAUUGGCAAGAAAUAAUCAAGAUAUACACAGGAAUAUAUGAAGUGAUGUAAAAUAGUUUCAUUUGAUUUCCUGUUAAAGUGUACUGGUUUGGAGUGUUUUGUUGCGGUUUAUCUUUGUGAAGUAUCUGCAGUGCUCAUCGAGUUCCAUAAUAAAAGCCUGUGAAGAGA